CAAUCCGCCCGCCUCUCGUUCGGUGUCGGGGGUUCUCACGUCGUUCAGAGUGGCUUCGUCAGCCGCAAAGCAUCGCGGACCGACGGAGCCGCCGUGGCGUGGCUCUCUUCUUCGUCUCUGAUUUUACACGAGUUGCCCCAUCGAUCUUGUCUGCCAUCUAUCAACCCUCCACCCCAGUCGAGCCACGGUUCAGCAAGAUCGCCCGCCUUGUCUGGACCAGUCCCCUCAAGCCUAGCCACUC
Amoebophrya sp. A25 is the source of this 241-nucleotide messenger RNA. Lineage: Eukaryota; Dinophyceae; Syndiniales; Amoebophryaceae. The record is from the annotation of a GenBank genome assembly.